Messenger RNA from Lathyrus oleraceus (garden pea), 822 nucleotides. RefSeq names its product pollen-specific leucine-rich repeat extensin-like protein 2. The transcript is spliced from 2 exons. Lineage: Eukaryota; Viridiplantae; Streptophyta; Magnoliopsida; Fabales; Fabaceae. The record is from RefSeq and is a predicted model, not a curated record. Bases 1 to 822 code for a protein of 273 amino acids.
AUGCUGAAUGAAACUACCUCACCAUCAUCAUCAUCCUCACCCCAAUCCCCAUCAUACUAUAUUCUCUCUUCUGACAAUGGACCAUCUAACCCUCAAUCCCCCACUCUGGCUCAUCUACAAGCUCGUGCUCUAGCCUCUCAACAGCCAUCACACUCUGAACCUGAACCAGAAGUCACUUCCCCACCCCUUGAACAUCAAAAUCCAACUACAUCUGAACAGCCUCAAACACCAUCACCUGCACAACAACCAAAUCCACCUCCUGAACAACCAAUCAACUCUGAACCUCAACCAAUCCACUCACCGGCUGAACCAAAUUCACAACCUAAACAAACAACACUGUCCCCCUCUUCCAUUCCUACACCACCAACCUCUGUUGCCUCCAUCACUCCCACUCUCAAUCUUGGUGACACCAAUCCACCUUCUCCAUCCUCCCCAACCUCUUCCACUGAACCAGAAACAACCUUCCCUACCCUAGAAGAAGCAAUAAAAGUUUUUCUAGAGUCUUCAGUAGAUAAGAUAAAGUCUCUGACUAUCAAUUCUGGUAUCAGUGAUGAUCCCUCUAAAGCUAAAGCGAACGCCGAAACUGAAGAAGCAGCACGUGUUGCUGCAGAGGAAGCUGCCAAGGCCAAAGCUAAUGCUCUGACCCAGGGGGAGCACUCCAACUUUGGGUUUGCCCCUAUGGUCUUGAAGACUCUAGAGGAGCUACAAAAAGAACAACAAGUGGUUCGAGUUAGGCUAGAUCAACAGGACUCGGUCAACAUCAACAUUCAGAACAUGUUGCCUCAGCUGCUACAAAGGAUGCCUCCGCCCCCAAACCCUUAG